This is a messenger RNA of Patiria miniata (bat star), 1644 nucleotides long. RefSeq names its product dnaJ homolog subfamily A member 3, mitochondrial-like (gene dnaja3). The record is from RefSeq and is a predicted model, not a curated record. Gene Ontology annotation, molecular function: ATP binding; protein kinase binding; heat shock protein binding. NCBI's taxonomy places the organism in Eukaryota, Metazoa, Echinodermata, Asteroidea, Valvatida, Asterinidae. Gene Ontology annotation, cellular component: mitochondrion. Bases 40 to 1464 code for a protein of 474 amino acids. The transcript is spliced from 11 exons. Gene Ontology annotation, biological process: mitochondrion organization; negative regulation of apoptotic process; response to heat.
UACUAAAUUAGCAAGGCAACCUGACUACUACUAGGCAACAUGGCUGCGACAAGCAUGACGAAGUUACUGCGAAUUUUGCCACAGAAUUCACGCAAAAUCCAGCAAUUCUUCCCAUGCAUGAGGUGCACCGUGGUGUCCAAGAGGGGCUUCCGGUCGCUUGGAAAUGAUGACUGGAAAGCGUCAUUUUUGAUGGGAAAGAACACUGGGAAAACGAUUGAUGGAGUCCAUUUGGGUGUAUCUUACAGCAGAUUGAUCCACACCAGCCCAGCAGCCCUGGCCAUCUCAGAUCCUUAUAAGACACUAGGAGUCCCCAAAAAUGCCUCCCAGAAAGACAUCAAGAAGGCCUACUAUGAGCUGGCCAAAAAGUAUCAUCCAGACAGGAAUAAGGACAACAAAGAUGCAGCCAAGAAGUUUGCAGAUAUUGCCGAAGCAUAUGAGAUCGUAGGGGAUCAGACAAGGAGGCGUGAGUAUGACACCAUGGGCGCGGCAGGAUUCGGCGGUGGCAGCGGCGGCUUCCAGCAGGGUCAAUGGCAUGGGCAACAUGUGGAUCCAGAGGAGCUCUUCAGGAAGAUCUUUGGCAGUGCUGGCUUCGGUGGCGGGGGAGUCGGUGGGGAUUCACCUUUUGGGGAUUCAAUCUUUGGAGGUUACGACAGGGGUCAUGAGGUGAUGAUGGACUUAACGUUUAGCGAGGCAGCCCGGGGGGUCAACAAGGAUGUGACGGUCAGCAUGGAGGAUACAUGCGAGAGGUGUAAAGGGAACCGGGCAGAGCCGGGUACCAAGACAACCAAGUGUCAUCGGUGUAACGGCACAGGGCAGGAAACCAUCAACACCGGUCCCUUUGUCAUGCGGACCACGUGCCGGCAGUGCAGGGGCGCACGCGUCAUUAUCACCGUCCCGUGUAUGACGUGUAGGGGCGCGGGAACGACCAUGCAACGCAAGAAAGUCACUGUCCCAGUACCAGCAGGUGUUGAGGAUGGGCAAACAGUCCGGAUGCCGGUCGGCAACAGGGAGCUCUUCAUUACCUUCCGUGUGGCCCGCAGCCAGACCUUCCGGAGGGACGGCGCUGAUGUUCACUCUGACGUGACGAUCAGUUUCACCCAAGCUGCGCUAGGCGGCAGUCUCAAGAUUAAAGGCAUCUACGACAGUAUACACCUAAGUAUUCCAGGGGGAACUCAGUCACAUACACGGAUACGGCUACCAGGUAAAGGCAUCAGUAGGGUGAACGGCUAUGGCUAUGGAGACCACUAUGUCCACAUCAAGAUCCAAGUACCAACGAAUUUAACGAACAAACAGCGGGCGUUGUUAGUCGCAUUCACCGAGGAGGAAACAGGAGUGUCAGGAACGGUUGACGGAACUACCAAGACUAGCGACGAAUCGCAAUCUGAUGAGUCUCUGUCCGAUGAAGAAAAAGGAAAAGAGCCGGGGUUCUUCCGCAAGCUUAUUGAGCGUGUGCGGGGGUUUUAGCAAAUAGGCGGCCGAUAACUAGAAUGCAUACAAGUCCCCGUCAGGCGCCAAGAUUGCCACGUCUGAUCCCGACGGUCUGAUCAGCCAGAUCCGCAACUGCCUGCACACGACCCCCGACAUCACUGAUAUCCCCGCCCGCAAAGUAGCCAACGAUAUCGACGACACAGAGGACGAUACUAA